This is a messenger RNA of Elephantulus edwardii (Cape elephant shrew), 699 nucleotides long. It is a transcript of the gene FAM204A, whose product is annotated as family with sequence similarity 204, member A. The record is from RefSeq and is a predicted model, not a curated record. The transcript is spliced from 7 exons. Lineage: Eukaryota; Metazoa; Chordata; Mammalia; Macroscelidea; Macroscelididae. The coding region runs from base 1 to 699 and encodes 232 amino acids.
AUGUGGAGUGGACUACUGCCUCCUGGCCUAAAUGAAAGUGAUGUUGAGUUGAAUUCUGAAGAUGAAGCCACACCGGAAAACUCGGCACUUCCCUCGCAGGAAGCUGAGGAUCAAGUGACCAGAAAAACAGAAACCUCUGAUUUCCCACCAAAUGGACCAAAACCGGAAACAGAGGCAAAUGUAAAUGCCUCUCAAGAGUGCCCUUCUGGAAUUCCCUUAAACAUGUGGAAUAAAUUUCAAGAAUUGCAGAAAAAAAAUUUGGAACAGAAAACCUCAGCCUCAGGCUUCAGGCGGAGAAAAGGAAGACGCUGUAGGAAAGGUAAAUUGAAGAGUGAAGAAGCAACUCAUAGUGAACAGUCCCCAAAUGAAGCACAGUGGAAGGAGCUUACUCAGUAUUUUGGAGUCAAUGACCGAUUUGACCCCCCUGUGAAAAAGAAAAAGAUUGACAAGUCGGGUCUUGAAAAGAGAAUAGACCAGGCUGUGGACGAGUGGAAUAUUGAGAAGGCCGAGGAGCUCAGCAACCAGCUCGCUACUCGAGAGCUUGGUGUGAAGAUUGCCAAAGCUAUUGCCUGCCACAACUUUGUAAAAGCCAAAAAGGAUGCUGAAAAUUCACAGGUUGUUCGAAAGAAGAAGAAACUUGCAUGGGGAUUUGAAGCAAAGAAGAGAUGGGAAACCAAAAGCAACAUGGGCUACAUGUGA